CUUUGCAUGAGCAGCGGAGGUAGCCGCUAAAGGAGACACGUCGGUGCGGUGCGGUGCAAGCAGAGCAGAAGAGGGGAGCAGUUGACGUUGCCGCCUCCCCUUGUGUGUGUUUAAGAAGAUUGAAGAUGGCGACCAGCUCGGAACGCAGUCCUCCUCCGUUCCCCGACUCCGAGGACCAGGAUGUGCUGGACUCUGAAGAAGUCGGAGGCCGAGACAGUGAUGAAGACGACGGGGAAGACCUCUUCAUGAGCGCAAGCAACCCUCUACUGACCGAAAUGGACACCACACUGCCACCUGCCAGUCAACCCAGUGAUGUUUUAAUGAAGCCUCCCAGUAACAUCAUGGAUGAGCCCUUAAUCGAGCCUGUCAGCAGCCAGACAGAAAACAAACCAGCGAACAAAGUCGUCAGCGAACCCUCGGAUGACUUUGUCGACCUGACGAACAACGUAACCGAUUCUCCGGAUGAGGCGGUCGCAGCCGAAAGUGCCGUUGCAGAUGACGCAAAAGACACAACUGAAAUCCCUUUAGAUGAACCCUCAGAUGAGUUUGAGGACAUAUUUGGAAGUGAAAAUGAAGCACUGCAAGAGGAAGUUUUAGUAGCGGAUGUUACCGUUGAAGCAGCAACGGAUAACCGUGCAGUGACCAGUGGUGCUAUAGAGCCACCUGGUGAUGGGAAAACAGGAAGUGAUGAUGAACAGGAAGCAAAAGAAACUGCCACUGAUCCAAUCAUCGACCUUAGUUAUGAUUUGCCAGCCAGUGUCGCACAGCAGCCACCACCUGCCCGUGACAAAUGUUUUGAUCCUUUGGUUGACCUCCUUAGUGAUGCUCCACCCGCUGCUGAUGCCAAUGUACCCAGCCGGGCAACAGUCGAUCUGUUCGAAGAUGAGGGAACCGACUUGUUCACAGAACCACGGCAGACUAAAUCUGCCACGCAGCAACAGAAAAGCCUCUUCGGUGAAGCUGACGAGGAUCUGUUCGGGGAGCCGCUGGGUGCCACCUCAAAGAAAACCAUCAGCAAAGAGCAGAAGGACAAACCUGUCAAAACCAAAGCUGCUAGCCAUGUAAGCAAUAUAGGUGGGCCUCUGCAAGACAAUAGUCCUGCAGAACCUGCUGAUAUCUUCACCGAGGAAGCCGUCACCACACUGCCCAGCAUCACAAGCACCAGCACUGUCAACUCCAAGACCAAUGGAGUCCAAUCGGAAGAGGAGGCAGAUAUAUUUGCUAAAGCCACAGUCGAGCUUUCUCUCGACAGUCCGCGGGGCGAGAGAAGGAAAGAUGUGAAGGCCAAACCGUCUGCGUCCGCCCUCUCCCAGUCAGCAGCUGCCAGCCUAGCCAAGCCACAGUCUGCUGCCCUGGAGGAGUUGGAAGAAGAGGAAGAAGAAGAGCAGGGAGACAAAUUUGACAUCUUUGUCUCUGUCAAAGACCCUGAAAAAAUAGGGGACGGUAUGAACGCCUACAUGGCCUACAAGUUAACCACAGAGACCCAACUGGCCAUGUUCCGCAACAAGACAUUUACAGUGAGGCGACGCUUCAGCGACUUCCUCGGCCUCUACGAGAAGCUUUCUGAAAAGCACGGACCAAAUGGAUUCAUCGUGCCUCCGCCACCAGAGAAAAGCAUCUUGGGUAUGACAAAGGUGAAGGUGGGCAAGGAAGAUUCCUCAUCUGCAGACUUUGUUGAGAGAAGAAGAGCUGCUUUGGAGAGGUAUCUCCAGAGGGUGGUAAAUCAUCCAUCACUCCUCCAAGAUCCCGAUGUCAGAGAGUUCCUUGAGAGAGAAGAAUUGCCAAGAGCAGUGAGUACCCAAGCUCUGAGCGGCGCCGGCUUCCUGAAGAUGAUCAACAAAGCAACAGAUGCUGUCAGUAAAAUGACAAUCAAGAUGAACGAGUCGGACGUGUGGUUUGAGGAGAAGCUGCAGGAGGUGGAAUCUGCAGACCAGCAGUUCAGGAAGCUCCACGCGCUGGUCGAAUCUCUGGUCAUCCACAGGAAAGAACUGUCGUUAAACACAGCCAGCUUUGCCAAAAGCACGGCCAUGCUGGGCAGCGCAGAGGACAACACGGCUCUGUCCCGGGCUCUCUCUCAGCUGGCAGAGGUGGAGGACAAGAUGGAGCAGUUACACCAGGAACAGGCUGCCAACGACACCUUCAACUUUGCCGAACUCAUCGCGGAUUACAUCCGCCUGCUCGGAGCCGUGAGGGCGACGUUUGAUCACCGGAUGAAGGCGUGGCAGCGCUGGCAGGAUGCUCAGUGCGCCCUGCAGAAGAAGAGGGAGACUGAGGCCAAGCUGCUGUGGGCCAACAAACCUGACAAACUGCAGCUGGCCAAAGAGGAGAUCGCUGAGUGGGAGGCCAAGGUGACGCAGUAUGAGCGAGACUUUGACAGAGUUUCUGCUACUGUGCGCAAAGAAGUCGUCCGCUUUGAGAAAGAAAAGGCCAGGAACUUCAAAAGAGAGAUAAUGAAUUACUUGGCGUGUCUGCUUCAGUCUCAGCAACAGCUCAUAAAGUACUGGGAGGCUUUCUUACCAGAAGCAAAAGCAAUCGCCUAAUCCUCGAGCACCAGCCUUUUGGACGACAAAACAGGCUGCCUUUUUCUUAUACACUUUACCUCUUGCCUUUAAACCAAGGAAAAUGCGUGCAUUGUAAAGGGAGAUACAAUCAACCUGUUUUUUGUUUUUUUUCCGUUUUUGUUUUUUUAUCACCUUUAACAUAUAGCUCUGUACUCUAUUGUAUUAAUAAUUGUAUAUUUUCAUUUAACCUUCCACAAAAUAUUUUCUUAUUAGAUGAAAAACAUAUGGACACACGAAAAGAGAAAAUAGAUGAAUGAUUCCAUUAAUUUCCACAAGAGAAGGGAAAUGAACCGAGUCCGUUGUUCUCAGGAUCUUCUCCCUCGUGUGAUCAGGAGCUCCUUCACAUCAGCAGUGGUUAAUUGUUUACAGCGCGGCUGCUCUCUCAUCAAAGAUUUCUGGGGACCCAGAUGAAGAAAGUGGCCAAGAGUCUCACUAUGUUUCUUCUUUUUAACAACUCAAAGGGAAAAAAAAAUAACACUUAAACAAAAACAGAAUUAUGAGCACUUCCACCAGGUGGAUAAAGUACUUAAGUACCAGCCAUGAUUUUUUUGUUUUCCGUUUCGAUUUAAAAUACUAUUGAUGCUGAGGGGGAGGUGAUGCAGGGUAUAGAGGCAUUAGAUUAGCGGUGUCUACAGCUGUGGUCAAGGGUUGCGUCGUAGGUCAAGCUUGCGAGUUUAAGAUUUUUAGAUAUGAUUUCAAUCAUAGUGCAAACUUUACUCUUAUAACUACACAUGUCUGUGCCUUUUUAAGUCAGAAUUGGGUUUUUGGUAUAAUCCAGUUUGGCAGAAAGUUGUACACAGUUGUGGGCAGUGCAGAGGCUCGUUAACAGUUACUUCCCCAAGAGCCAUAAUGAUAUGAGUGUCAAUGCUGAGGUUAAAGAACAAUACUGGUGUUUUCAUGUUCAAGCCCAUUUACUACAAUUUAAGAGUUUCUUCCUCUAUAUUCUUGCUUAUAAUUCUGAAAAGUAGCACGUUCAAAAAGAAAAGAAAAACAUUGCAGAGAGCCUACUCUAUGAAAAUCAACCUGCACAGACUUGAACCGGGCAAUCCUCACAGUGAGCAUUGUGUCUCAGUCUGUUUUGUUUUUUUUGUCAAAGUUGCAUCAGUGUUGUCUGUAAUGCAGUACAAUAAGUGUCAGUUGACACUUUUUAAGGAAUUACCAAGCAACAAUGACUAACUUUGAGAAACAACAGUAAAUGCUGACAUGUCCACUUUAUGGAUUAGCCUUCUCAAGCAAGUUUCAAGUCUCUGCAAGUAUAUGUUCAUGCUGUAGUACAAUGAAUGGAAACCAAAGGCUGCUUGGAUAGUAGGGUUCUGAGUACUGCUUUGAGAUAUGGUUGGCAGAAAUAUGAGGGCUGCAACUAACACAUAAUUUAAUUAUGUGCUAACCAGUCAAUUCUUGUUUAAUCUAUACAAUGACACAAAAUAAUGAAAAAUGUCUUGAAAUAGUUUUAUCUGACUAACCGUUAGAUAUAUUUUUUAAAGGUACCCUGUGGAGUUUGUGAUCAGCGUUAAUAGAGCAAUGUUUUCAAGUGUGGGUCCCCAUUUUUGUUAGUGUCUCACACGGGUGGCGUGAUCUUCAGUCCUGCUGAUGGUUUCGCACUUUUCUGCUGAUCGACAGCUGGUGGCAGCGACGUGCCAAGAAACGUAGCAAUGUGCCAACAAAGGCAAGGAAGAAGAAGACUAGCUAGCCAGUAUACAUGGAUGCAAACAAUGUAGAUUUUCAAAUUCUUCCACACAAAAACAAAACGGCUCUUUAAAUGUUUUAUAAGGAAGGAAAUGCAUUCCAACACAUUUGAUAGACCUCAAAGAUACUUACUGCACUUAGGUGAGAAGCAGUGAAUGUUAACACAACGUUGUUACAAAAAAUCCACAGGGACCUUUUGAUUUACAAUAAAACAAAAGAAGCAAAUCCUCACAUUUGGGAAAGUGGAAUCGGCGUCUGUUGGGCAUUUUUACAUGAUUAAUUAUAAUUAGCUAUCAGAAUUGUUGGCCAUUGUCUGUUGAUCAACUAGUAAUUUCAGCACUAAAUAAUACCGUAUGAUUACUAGUAAAUGGGCAACAACAUGCAAAAAAAGAUGGUUGGUUGCUGACUUGUAGACAUGACAUUAAUGUCAAAUACUUUGACAUUAAUGUCAAAUACUAAACGUACUGAUGUCAUAAGGAGUCUAAUGCUUUCCUGAAGCCUCAGUCUGCAAUUUGACAAGUUGAGUUUUAACAUCAAACGGUAACAAGUCCUUGUAGUGUCACAUGUGGCACGGCUACCAUCUUUUGAUUACAACUUUAAUUUGCCAUUUGCACAUACUUAAAUUGAAGCCGUGGAGUGACGAGCUACACUGUGUCAUUUGUUGUCAUCCCCUAACUUGCAGACAUUUCUUUGCACAGAUUUUUUUUUUUCUUCUUUUUUUCAGUUUUUUACAAUUAGAUGCACAUUUGUUUUCAACUGUUAGACAGCACUCAAAUAACAUUGGUUGUUAGUGUGGCCUCAUGUAUGUCAUCACUUGUCAAUGUGCAGAGUAAUGUCAGCACUGUGUCAGAAAUUUCUUCAAAUCAAUAAAAGUUGCACUGUUUA
Messenger RNA from Sander lucioperca (pikeperch), 5132 nucleotides. It is a transcript of the gene snx1a, whose product is annotated as sorting nexin 1a. The record is from RefSeq and is a predicted model, not a curated record. Gene Ontology annotation, cellular component: endosome; endosome membrane. NCBI's taxonomy places the organism in Eukaryota, Metazoa, Chordata, Actinopteri, Perciformes, Percidae. The coding region runs from base 126 to 2540 and encodes 804 amino acids. Gene Ontology annotation, biological process: intracellular protein transport; early endosome to Golgi transport. Gene Ontology annotation, molecular function: phosphatidylinositol binding. The transcript is spliced from 15 exons.